UCCGUCGGAGAUCCGAACCGCGCGAUCGGAUCUGAAUCGUUUGCGUCCUCCACGACGACGUCGUUCUGCUGAGUCGCCGCGUCGUCCGAGAGUAGGCGAGUUUGAGGAUUACAUAACAAGUCUGUGGACGGAAGAGCCGUACAAGGAUCAGGACUAUAAUCUAAUACUUGAAGAUAUGCACCCUAGUUCAUCAGAUAAGGAUUCAUACAGCCCAGAGGUGUCUUCGUUUGUCCCUUCUUCCCCUUUCGUAGGACCAUCUCCAUUAAAGAAGCCAAAUAACCUAGGCUUUAUGGUUGAUUUUCUUGAGAGGAUGACAAUGGGGAUAGAUAGAAUUGUGGAAGUCAUGAAUGAAAGUAAUAUGCUGAGAAGAAAACAAGUAGAAAUGGCAGAGCGCCAAGCCAUUGCAAUGGAAAAGCAGAAUGACUUGAUAAGUGAACAGACAUCCAUUAUGAGACGAAGUUCAGCCAUGCAAUAUUUAGAAUCUGAAAUCUGGGAUAUGUUAGUCCAAUUAAAUUUGGAUGAUGAAGAUCUUUUAAAGCAAUACUAUGAUUACUUGUGUGACAAUCCCAAACUUGUGCGUUUGCUUUUUGGCCUGCCAACUCACUUGCGACAUAACUAUUUGUUGAAGCAUAUGACUGGUGGUGGUGACUCUUCUUAGUUUGUUGUUGGUUUUUGUGUGGAACUUUAUGUAGUUUGUUAUGUAAUUUCAUUUUAUGACACACUUAAUGGACAUCUUUGAGACUGGUUGCUUUCUUUUUAUGUUAUUAUGACAUUGUGUUAUAUAAUAUAUUGU
Molecule: messenger RNA, 793 nt
Organism: Vigna unguiculata (cowpea)
Lineage: Eukaryota; Viridiplantae; Streptophyta; Magnoliopsida; Fabales; Fabaceae
Source: RefSeq, a predicted model, not a curated record